UGUGACUCGCCCAGGUAGGCUUGAAGGUUUUGUAGCACAACAGGAUGAUAACUGCAAGCGCUUUUAACAUGGAAAAUAAAUUGGAGAUUUUGAUCCUUGAAGGUAAAGUACCUGGUUUGCUCAAGUCGUGUCGUUAUUCAGAAGCGUUGGAAACUCUUGGAAAAAUUAACCUUGACGACACCGACACGUGGAGGAAGAUUUAUUUGCUUUUAAUGCGACUCGUCUGUCAGAUAGAACUGGAAAAUAAUCACAGUGCUACUAAGACGCUGCUGAGUAUUGUUAACAGCACUAAAAGUACGCAAGUAACGGGAGCAGAGCUGGAUAGAUGUGUAGACACAUAUCUAUUGGACGGCGAUAUUAUACCUGCAUUCGCACUUUCCUAUACAGCGUGUGAAUUAUAUAAAUCAGCAUCGAGUCCCACUGAAAUUGAAAAAUGUGUCACGAAAUUGGCUGAGGCUAUCGUCAAACCAAAACCGCCGUCUAAAUCCAGAGGCAUUGACAUCAAGAAAAUACGUAAAUUUGUCAAAAGUCAUCUAGUCCCUGCGUUGCUCGAGGUAUCAAACGACCUGUUUACUAUGGAAUGUAUAGGAAACGACGAACGCACAGAAUUAUUCGGGAGUUGUGUAUAUAAAAUUUCUCAAGUUCUCUAUGAACUUCGACAAUAUGAAAGGGCAAUUUCAAUUUAAAAAAAAUCGAUCAAGGCCCUAAAGUCAUGUCAAACGUCGGUGGUACUUGGUGAUAGCAUCAUGUUACUUGGCUCUAUCUUACAAACGAAAUGUGGUACUUCGGAGGCCCUUGUUCAGUAUUACGAAGCUAGAAGUGCUUUUAAAAGCAUGAACCAAUCUAAUGGAUCCGGCGAUUCGGAAAAUCUCACCAAAGUUGAAAAUGCCAUAUAUUACUGCGAAUGGUAUCCA
Molecule: messenger RNA, 914 nt
Organism: Styela clava
Lineage: Eukaryota; Metazoa; Chordata; Ascidiacea; Stolidobranchia; Styelidae
Source: RefSeq, a predicted model, not a curated record